AUGAAAAUACCCGAAAUUAUUUCAAUUUUGAUAAUUGCCAGUAUAGCACUAGCAAAAUCAGCUCUACUAUCUAAAUACGAUAGUUUAGCCCAAAAUCAAGCUGGUGUUGUUAAAUUGGACGAUUUGAGCUACAACGAGCUUAUAAGGACGCCUGAGAGGGACUUUGGUGUGGCAGUUGUGUUAACGGCGAUGGAUGAGCGUAUGAAAUGCACUCCUUGUCAUAAGUUCGCGCCGGAAUUCCAUUUACUCGCUAAACAAGCUAAAGGGAGAAGAUCAACCAAUAAGAACUCAAUCGUAUUUGCAAGUCUCGAUUUCAUGGACGGUCAGCGCACUUUUAACGAUCUAGGCUUGAAUACCGCGCCUUCUCUCUUCUAUCAUCCACCACAUCAGCUCAAUGGACAUCUGUACGACUUUAACAGGAAUGGUUUCCUCGCUGAACGUUUAGUUGCCUUCUUAAACACUCACUCUCCCACUAAAUUCGCUUUCAAACGCCCUGUCGACCACACAAGCACGGUUAUUGCCCUUGUCCUCCUUACAAUCCUCGCAGUAUUCGCAAAGAAGAACUGGAAUACCUUGACUAAACCUUUCAUCUUCUCCAAAUGGUCCUGGUGUAUGCUCACUCUCAUCAUCAUCCUCACUAUGACUUCUGGUUACAUGUGGAAUCAGAUACGCAAACCUCCACAGAUGGUGAUGACUAAGAAUGGCGCUCAGUACUUUGCAAAUGGAGUCACCAACCAGUAUAGAGCAGAGACUGUUAUAAUUGGCACUAUUUAUGCUCUUCUAGCCAGCACUAUCGUCAUUCUCACCAUUUCUGUUCCCAAAAUACAAAACACUGGCAGACAAAGAGCUGCUGCAUACUUAUGGACACUAAUACUCAUUGUCACAUUCAGUGUGCUCGUUUAUAUAUUCAAAAUGAAGCAGCCCAUCUAUCCAUUCAGGUUGUUUGUGUAG
This is a messenger RNA of Wallemia ichthyophaga EXF-994, 951 nucleotides long. Its product is annotated as Magnesium transporter protein 1. NCBI's taxonomy places the organism in Eukaryota, Fungi, Basidiomycota, Wallemiomycetes, Wallemiales, Wallemiaceae. Gene Ontology annotation, cellular component: oligosaccharyltransferase complex. The coding region runs from base 1 to 951 and encodes 316 amino acids. The record is from RefSeq and is a predicted model, not a curated record. The transcript has a single exon.